UGUUUGAACAUUAUUAUGUAAAAGAUAAGAAAAGUACUGAAUCAAUCAAAAUGAAAUGGUAAAAAUAGUAUAACUUUUAUCGAACUCUAAUUGUAUAGUUGAUAUCUGAUUUGUCGGGAAACUCAUCCCAAUAAUUCUGGGUAUUUGUCAACAAAGUAAGUUCUAAAAUUUUACUAAAUAGUUUCUAUUUUAUAAAAUAAUCAUUUGAAAUUUUAAAAAGAGAAAAUUCAAUUGUUUUUAAAUAUUUACUGCGUGCUUAUAUAAAGAAACUUCAAGCGCGAAAAGCUUGUUGUGGAGUUGCUCGCGUGAAAAGCCUGUAAAGCCUGAACGACUUCGAAAUCCGCAACGCAAGCCAAAAUUAUUGUAAACGCACAAUUUAGUUCAUGGGGUCGCAUCAGCAACCAUUUUGCUUUCACUUCUGGCUGUCAUGAUAAUCAGCUGAUUUUGUCAUUGUAAAUAGAAGUUGCACGAAUACGCGUAUUUAUACAUACAAAUGCAUAUUUAUUUAGGAAAUUCGAAUAAUAAAACACAGAAAUAUUUAGAAAGUUUACGUGUCGAGUUCUAUAACUUACGAGCGAACCCUACAGCACAGUCGCAGUCGCGUCUCAACCGAUUAGAUGGAGUAGUUUCUGCACUAGAGCAAUAUCGGUUACUAAAAACAAAAAUCGCCAGCAAAGAAGAUAUUUGUAAUGAAAAAGAUGAAGAAAUGCGUAUGUUGUUGCUGGAGGAAAAUAAAGUUUAUGGAGAUUUAUUACUACAAACGGAAGAGGAACUCUUCAAUCAAAUGCUUGUCUUAACCGAGGAUCAACAAUUCGAUUCUAUUAUUUUUGAAGUGAACGCUGGAGCUGGAGGGCAAGAAGCAAUGCUCUUCGCCCGAGAACUUUUUGAUAUGUACACCAACUAUUUUGAUUACAAUGGUUGGGCCUAUGAAAUUAUUGAUAACGAAGGGACAGAUAUUGGAGGUUUACGUCAUGGUAAUGUCAUCGUUCAAAAUCGUGCCGCGUUUAAUCAACUGCAAUAUGAAGCCGGUGUGCACAGAGUACAACGCGUACCAGCAACAGAAAAAUCUGGUCGCUUACAUACCAGCACCGCUUCAGUGACCGUGAUUCCACGACCUGACGACGUUGAUGUUAGGAUUUCUGAAAAAGAUUUAAAAAUUGAAACGAAACGUGCAAGCGGUGCUGGAGGUCAGCAUGUAAAUACUACUGAUUCUGCAGUGCGUGUUGUCCACCUGCCUACUGGUCUUGCUGUGGAAUGUCAAACAGAGCGAUCGCAGCUGAAAAAUCGUGAGCGUGCUAUUCAUCGUCUGCAAGCUAAGUUGGUACAGCGAGAAUUGGAGAGUAAAGAACUGAAUGAGAAGCGCACACGGAAAGCACAACAAGGCAAUUUGAAUCGUAAUGAAAAAAUACGUACUUACAACUUUGUGCAAGAUCGCAUCACUGAUCAUCGUAUUGCCAAUGGCACUGUACAUAAUUUAGAAGAGUUUUUUGAAGGAACGGAAGAUUUGGAAAGACUUAUACAGCGAAUCGCCAUCGAAUUCAGGCGUGCAAAAUUAACAGAGCUAAUUAAUAAUUUUGAAACCUUAGUAAGAGAAACUGGAAACCACAUCGGCGAUAAAGUUAACUAAAUAUAAGUACUAAGUUUUUAAUA
Messenger RNA from Rhagoletis zephyria (snowberry fruit fly), 1650 nucleotides. RefSeq names its product mitochondrial translation release factor 1 (gene mRF1). Lineage: Eukaryota; Metazoa; Arthropoda; Insecta; Diptera; Tephritidae. Gene Ontology annotation, molecular function: translation release factor activity. The record is from RefSeq and is a predicted model, not a curated record. Gene Ontology annotation, biological process: translational termination.